Messenger RNA from Malus domestica (apple), 1255 nucleotides. RefSeq names its product thioredoxin-like protein HCF164, chloroplastic. Gene Ontology annotation, cellular component: chloroplast thylakoid membrane. Lineage: Eukaryota; Viridiplantae; Streptophyta; Magnoliopsida; Rosales; Rosaceae. The record is from RefSeq and is a predicted model, not a curated record. Gene Ontology annotation, molecular function: oxidoreductase activity, acting on a sulfur group of donors, disulfide as acceptor. Gene Ontology annotation, biological process: cytochrome b6f complex assembly.
AAUCCAAAUUCCUUUCACGCUAACUAAAGAAGUAAUCAUACGCAAACUAUGAUAUAAUAUUUUGAUUGAACCAAGAUCGAUAGGCUUUCUGCAAAUUACAAAAGAACGUUGGCAGAUUAUCUGCAAAUUACAAAUGGCUCGCGUGGCUUCGAACCCAGUUGGCUUCCAUAGAUUCCGGCCAUGUUUCCAAACUCCUCCACUCCCCCGCUACGUUAAACCCUCUAUCCACUUCCCAAACCACCACCGCCGAUUUCCGACCGUUUCUUGCCAGCAAACCCCCUCCACGACGGAGAAGUCAGUUGUUGAGCCAGGCUCUGGCAGUGAUAGCUGCAGUCAAGCUACGAGUUCCUCUACGAGCUCUGGCCCUCCGGAAUUUCCAAACAAGAAUACCAACAGGCAAGUAGCGGUGGUUUCCACUCUUGCAGCUCUGGCACUUUUCUUAUCAGCAAGGCUCGAUUUUGGUGUUUCUUUGAAGGACCUCUCCGUUGCGGCAUUACCUUAUGAAGAGGCUCUUUCAAACGGGAAGCCUACUGUUGUUGAGUUCUAUGCCGAUUGGUGUGAAGUAUGCAGGGAAUUAGCUCCAGAUGUCUAUAAAGUUGAGCAGAAGUAUAAGGGUCGUGUAAAUUUUGUUAUGCUGAACGUAGACAACACAAAGUGGGAACAGGAGCUUGAUGAGUUUGGUGUUGAGGGAAUUCCACACUUUGCGUUCCUAGAUAAAGCGGGAAACGAAGAGGGUAACGUAGUAGGCAGGCUUCCAGAGAAGUACCUGCUUGAAAAUGUGGACGCUCUUGCCCGUGGAGAAGCCUCCAUACCUCACGCUCGUGUAGUGGGGCAGUUUUCAAGUGCCGAGGCCAGAAAGGUUCACCAAGUUUCUGAUGCAAGAAGUCACGGAUAGGUGCUCGCUAAUUUUGGAGUAGAACCCAUUAAUUUGUUGAAGGAAUUACGUAUAAAGGUAAUGAGUAUCCACCUUGUGGGUUAUUCGAUACAGUAACACUGCAUGUCUUUGCAUUUAAGGUGGGACUGAAUCUCGAUAGUCCUCGAUCGACCUGCAGGAUAAACAUCGCAAAAUGAUAUUGGUUAGCGGUCCUGUUCAUAUGCCUCCUGUAAGUUAUUUGACCUACUCUUGCGACUCAUAGAUCUCGAAUUUUACUUCAAUUGUAAAGUCCCGUAGAGGAAGGGAGUCCUUGUAUUGCAACUUCAUUACUUUGCUAAGAAAUAUUUCGUAAUACAUACCUUUCUUGAAUGAAUUUUUAGA